Lingula anatina is the source of this 1359-nucleotide messenger RNA. RefSeq lists its product as uncharacterized. Gene Ontology annotation, molecular function: protein binding; zinc ion binding; ubiquitin protein ligase activity. Lineage: Eukaryota; Metazoa; Brachiopoda; Lingulata; Lingulida; Lingulidae. The record is from RefSeq and is a predicted model, not a curated record. Gene Ontology annotation, biological process: proteasome-mediated ubiquitin-dependent protein catabolic process; protein polyubiquitination.
AUGGACAGCACAGUACAAGUAUACAACGCUGCGCUACGAGACUUGGACGUCCCAAACCUCGUCACCAUGGCAACAACACACUGCAAAAUGUUGGAAAACAAGGUCCAGGAGUACAACAACACCCACACAGACUCUGGGAAAAAUUACAUCGAGUUUGACAGCGGUCCUUGCGUAGAGUAUGUGUCGUCUGCCCAGGAAUACAUCCAAGUCCGCCAUGACGAAAAGCAGCUCCCGGCAGUGGUCCAGGUUGAGACGGUUCCCGCCACAGCAGGUUUCACGUCCACAGCGGACAUAACACUCUCCAGCAGCAGCAAGGUGGCGCUGUCUGGGUACCCAGUGGAAGUUGAGAUAAGAGACAAAUACAAUGAUGUCAUCAAGUGUGCUGUUCAAGACAAUGAAGACGGCACAUACACUGCUCACUUCAACCCCCAGGUUUCAGGCAUGCACUACGGGUCCGUCAACCCGAUUGACAACAAGACUACAGUACGAGGAAGUCAGUUUGAGUUUGACGUACAGAGCAAUGAUCCUGUCCUUUGGUUUGGCGGAAAAGGAAAAGAACCUGGGCUGUUCAACUUUCCUCGUACCCUCACAGUAGACCUCACAGGGGAUGUUUACGUAGUCGACGAGCUAUGUCGGGUUCAGAUCUUCAACGAACUUGGAACUUUCAAGAGUCACUUCAAACUGGACGGUGAUCUGAAAGAUUACAACGCCGUGGGGGUUGCUGUUUGCAGUUCUGACGACAUGCUCAUCUGUCCUCUGAUGAAGAAAGACCAGCAUCUGGGAGGGUGUGUGAACACGAUCGCAAAACUAACAAAAACGGGAGAACAGGUGAGCAUGGCCACCCAACCCUUCCAGUGUGGGAUGCACCUGGCUAUUAACAGCAAAGAUCAGAUCAUAGUGGCUGACCUGUUUGGAAAGUGUCUCUACAUCCUCUCGGACACCAGCGGGGAACAAAUACAAACAGUCAGCGGAAGAGGAUUAAAAAACUUCCGUGGCCCUAACUGUGUGUGUGUCAUGGAUGACGACAGUAUUGUGGUCUCAGAUACUUCAAACAACUGCAUCCACGUGUUUGAUGAGGUGGGGAACUACCUUUUCAACUUUGGUCAGAAGGGGCACAGAAAGGGGGAGUUCCGGGGGCCCCAGGGGGUGACAGCUGACCAGUGCGGCCAUAUUCUGGUGGCAGACCAGUAUAACAACAGAGUCCAGGUAUUUGACCGCAACGGUCAGUUCGUGUUGUGUAUUGAAAGCACAGGCAGCCCUCUCCACUGGCCCAGGGGGAUAGCAGUGACCAAUGACGGGCAUGUGUAUGUGGCGGACUCUGACCAUCACAUUGUCAAAAAGUUCAAAUACCUUGAGUAA